This is a messenger RNA of Funneliformis geosporum, 502 nucleotides long. NCBI's taxonomy places the organism in Eukaryota, Fungi, Glomeromycota, Glomeromycetes, Glomerales, Glomeraceae. The record is from the annotation of a GenBank genome assembly.
GUCUGGUCUAAACUUCGAUUAUUAUAAUGACACGGAUAAUUUGGAAAUUUUUAUGUUAGAAAUGUCUUUAGGUCUUGUAUAUCAAAGUGAAGAUAUCACUGAUGACCUUCUAUUAUCUUAUGACCAUGAAGACAAGAUAGCAGCUAUCGAAAUAUAUGGUGCAUCAAAUGUAUUACAUGUAUCCUUCGUUCAAGGAAAUCCACGUUUUGUGAUUAAUCACAUGUAUCAUGAAGAUUCUGAUAUUUUGGAGAUUAAUCUCGUUAAUUAUACUCCACGCAUGGUCGAAUUCAAGAAAACCGAAGUGGAGGAUGUUGAGAUAGGAAUGGAUAACGAUGGAAAGCUUGUUAGCUUACUCUUUUAUAAAGCUAGUAAUAGAGUAUUGGAGACGUUGUCAGAAGAUGAGAGAGAAGAACGUGCGAACAUGGCAGAAGAACUUAGUAAACGAUAUAGGGAAUACUUGAAAAUGAAUAAACCCGAAAUUAAUAUGCAAGAAGUAGUUUAG